Eruca vesicaria subsp. sativa (arugula) is the source of this 720-nucleotide messenger RNA. NCBI's taxonomy places the organism in Eukaryota, Viridiplantae, Streptophyta, Magnoliopsida, Brassicales, Brassicaceae. The record is from the annotation of a GenBank genome assembly.
AUGCCUGGUGAAAAGAUUACGUUGAUACCGGUACCUGGUGAGGUGAUUACGAUGCCUGGUGAGAGCCAUGUUGAUAUGCUAAAAUCCUUCUAUGACUUCGUCAAAAGCAAGGUAAGGAUUGGGGUCGAAGGGUACAACAUGUCGUCGCUUCAUACCCUUGAUCUCGUUAGAUCAUUGGCGAAGCUUUUCGAGUCAUGUGGAGAAGUCUUAGCCGUGCAAGUUCCGAGAGACUUGCAAACCAAUGCAAUUAACGGAAGAUGUACUCUCGUUGUUCUCCGCGGAGAAGGUGCACAAGAGAAGGCAUUGGCACUCGAUGGAACUGACAUGGGAGGAUGGAUCUUAUCUGUUACAGUUUUACCUUCAGAACUUAGCGAGCUUAGUUCUAGUUCUGGUUUGAGUACCGCUGAAUUGGCUGUUAGGCAAGUUGCCCAUUUCGAAAGAAAAAGUAGCGAAGGCAUUUCCGUUACAGGAUAUGACCAUUCGCUCCCUGGUGAUGUUGUUAAGAGUGAUUUGACUAACCGCUUCUCUUCAUGUGGGAAGAUCACUGAUGUUUUUGUUCUUAACAGCCGUGCUUUGAUUUAUUUUUUCGGAAUAGGCGCAGUACACAAGGCGUUGAGACUUUGUCGGGAACCUGACUCGGUACACCGUGCUAAAGCCUUGCCAACACCUAAACGGAAAAUUAACCAUGAACCCGCCGUCCCUGAAGCUCCUUUUAUAUAA